UCUCCCCAACAACCCCAUCACUUCUCUUUCGUCAGAUUGCAUUAAGCUGGAGUAUAGGAGCACGGCUUGAACUUCUGCUCUUCCACAUACACAUUCCAAUUCGCCACAAUGCAAAGAGCUUUCGCAUCCCGAGCGCGGACUUCCGCCUUGAACUCGAGCUCUAAGCUGAGGUCAACAAGCUUCAACCUCCAGCAACAGAGGUUCGCCCACAAGGAACUCAAGUUUGGCGUUGAGGCGCGCGCAUCACUACUGAAGGGUGUCGACACAAUUGCAAGGGCUGUCUCGACAACAUUGGGUCCCAAGGGUCGCAAUGUGUUGAUCGAGUCCAGCUACGGCUCGCCCAAGAUCACCAAGGACGGUGUGACUGUUUCCAAGGCCAUCACUCUCCAGGACAAGUUCGAGAACCUCGGUGCUCGCCUACUCCAGGAUGUCGCCUCCAAGACAAACGAGGCUGCUGGUGACGGUACCACCACUGCCACCGUCCUUGCCCGCGCCAUCUUCUCCGAGACAGUCAAGAACGUCGCUGCUGGCUGCAACCCCAUGGACCUGAGGCGCGGAACCCAGGCCGCUGUUGAAGCUGUUGUCGACUACCUGCGCGCACACAAGCGGGACAUCACCACCAGCGAGGAGAUCUCCCAGGUCGCCACUAUCUCCGCCAAUGGCGACACCCACAUCGGCAAGCUCCUGUCCAACGCCAUGGAGAAGGUUGGAAAGGAGGGUGUCAUCACCGUCAAGGAGGGCAAGACCAUCGACGAUGAGCUUGAGGUCACUGAGGGCAUGAAGUUCGACCGUGGUUACAUUUCCCCCUACUUCAUCACCGACGCCAAGUCCCAGAAGGUCGAAUUUGAGAAGCCUUUGAUCCUCCUCUCUGAGAGGAAGAUCUCUGCUGUCCAGGAUAUCGUCCCCGCUCUUGAGGCUUCUCAGCAACUCCGCCGACCCCUCGUCAUCAUCGCCGAGGAUAUCGACGGUGAGGCUCUCGCCGUCUGCAUCCUGAACAAGCUCCGUGGCCAGCUCCAGGUUGCUGCUGUCAAGGCUCCUGGCUUCGGCGACAACAGGAAGUCCAUCCUCGGCGAUCUCGCUGUCCUGACCAACGGUACCGUCUUCAGUGACGACCUCGACAUCAAGCUCGAGAAGGCCACUCCCGACAUGCUCGGUUCCACUGGAUCCAUCACCAUCACCAAGGAGGACACCGUCAUCCUCAACGGCGAGGGCAGCAAGGAUGCCGUCACUCAGCGUUGCGAGCAGAUCCGUGGUGUCAUCGCAGACCCAACCACCUCUGAGUACGAGAAGGAGAAGCUUCAGGAGCGUCUUGCGAAGCUCUCCGGCGGUGUUGCUGUCAUCAAGGUUGGCGGUGCUUCCGAGGUUGAGGUUGGCGAGAAGAAGGACAGGAUCGUCGACGCUCUCAACGCUACACGUGCUGCCGUUGAAGAGGGUAUCCUCCCCGGUGGUGGAACUGCUCUGCUGAAGGCUUCUGCCAACGCUCUUGGCUCCGUCAAGGCCGCCAACUUCGACCAGCAGCUUGGUAUCACUAUCGUUAAGAACGCCAUUACUCACCCUGCCCGCAAGAUCGUUGAGAACGCCGGUGCCGAGGGCUCUGUCAUCGUUGGCAAGCUUAUGGACGAGUUUGGCAGCGACUUCAACAAGGGCUUCAACAGCGCCAAGGGCGAGUACGUCGACAUGAUCGCGGCCGGUAUCCUCGACCCCUUCAAGGUUGUCCGCACUGCUCUUGUCGACGCUAGCGGUGUUGCUUCGCUCCUUGGUACAACCGAAGUUGCCAUUGUCGAGGCGCCUGAGGAGAAGAGUGCUGGACCACCUCCUGGAAUGGGCGGGGGAAUGGGGAUGCCGGGGAUGGGUUUCUGAUCGCUCCUUCCCUUCCUGAAGCUUGAGCGCCUCGUUUUCAUUCUUCUUAUACCCCCGUUCUCCUACACUCUCUUUUGGUGCUCUCGUCUCUCCCGGCGCAUGGCGCAUGUACACGAUAUUGGGUUAGUACUCCGCUCCUGUUUUUCUCUGGUGUUCAUGUCCACCAUCUGAAAAAGCGUCGCGCCAUGUUGGAUGUUGUUGGAUUUGGUGUACGAUAUCAUGUGUAUCUAGAAAGGGUCAUGGAUAAAACGAGUGCAAAAGCGACGAAGAAAGUGUAUAUUAGCUGUAACGAAUUAUGUCUCUCUGA
Dothidotthia symphoricarpi CBS 119687 is the source of this 2167-nucleotide messenger RNA. RefSeq names its product chaperonin GroL. The coding region runs from base 109 to 1860 and encodes 583 amino acids. The transcript is spliced from 3 exons. Gene Ontology annotation, cellular component: mitochondrial matrix; mitochondrial inner membrane. Gene Ontology annotation, molecular function: ATP-dependent protein folding chaperone; ATP binding; protein-folding chaperone binding. The record is from RefSeq and is a predicted model, not a curated record. Gene Ontology annotation, biological process: apoptotic mitochondrial changes; protein import into mitochondrial intermembrane space; protein refolding. NCBI's taxonomy places the organism in Eukaryota, Fungi, Ascomycota, Dothideomycetes, Pleosporales, Dothidotthiaceae.